CCUAAUGUGGGAAAAAUAGAGGUUGCGGAUCACAGCUGAUUAUGCAGGAGAUGAUCCACCCAGUGAAAGUGGCACAAAUGUUUGGAGUGCGGCAAAAACUUUACUUAGAGUAACUCCCUUAUGGUUCAUAGAAGGACCCAUACUGGAGAGAAGCUCUACCAGACGAUCCAGUGUGACAAAGAUUUAGCAUGCACACUAAUAUUGUAAGACACAAGAGGACUCAUGCAGGACAGAAACCAUAUGAGUGCCCAGAUUGUGGGAAACGUUUCAGUUGGAAUUCCCUCCUGAUGAUACACCAGAGGACUCACACGGGGGAGAAACCCUAUGAGUGUCCAGAGUGUGGGAAAAGUUUCAGUCGGAAUUCCAACCUGAUCGCACACCAGAGGACUCACACGGGAGAGAAACCCUAUGAGUGUCCAGAGUGUGGGAAAAGUUUCAGUCGGAAUUCCACCCUGGUGACACACCAGUGGACUCACACGGGAGAGAAACUCUAUGAGUGUCCAGAUUGUGGGAAAGAUUUUUCUUCGAAAUCUGCCCUGGUGAACCAUCAGAGGACUCACACAGGAGAGAAACCAUAUAAAUGUCAUUGUGAGAAAAGUUUUUAUCAGAAUUCCAACCUGGUGACACACCAGAGGACUCACACGGGAGAGAAACCCUAUGAGUGUCCAGAGUGUGGGAAAAGUUUCAGUCAGAAUUCGAAACUGGUGACACACCAGUGGACUCACACAGGAGAAAAACCCUAUGAGUGUUCGGAUUGUGGGAAAGAUUUUUCUUCGAAAUCUUCCCUGGUGAACCAUCAGAGGACUCACACAGGAGAGAAACCAUAUAAAUGUCAUUGUGGGAAAAGUUUUAGUCAGAAUUCCUACCUUGUGGAACACCAGAGGACUCACACAGGAGAGAAACCCUAUGAGUGUCCAGAGUGUGGGAAAGAUUUCUCUUGGAAAUCUGACCUGGUUAGACAUCAGAGGACUCACACAGGAGAGAAACCCUAUGAGUGUCCAGAGUGUGGGAAAGAUUUCUCUUGGAAAUCUGCCCUGGUGAACCAUCAGAGGACUCACACAGGAGAGAAACCAUAUAAAUGUCAUUGUGGGAAAAGUUUUAGUCAGAAUUCCUACCUUGUGGAACACCAGAGGACUCACACAGGAGAGAAACCCUAUGAGUGUCCAUAUUGUGGGAAAGGUUUCUCUUGGAAAUUUGAACUGGUGAGACACCAGAGGACUCACACGGGAGAGAAACCCUAUGAAUGUCCAUAUUGUGGGAAAGGUUUCUCUUGGAAAUCUGCCCUGGUUAGACAUCAGAGGAUUCACACAGGAGAGAAACCAUAUAAAUGUCAUUGUGGGAAAAGUUUUAGUCAGAAUUCCUACCUUGUGGAACACCAGAGGACUCACACGGGAGAGAAACCCUAUGAGUGUCCAGAGUGUGGGAAAAGUUUCAGUCGGAAUUCCAGCCUGAUGACACACCAGAGGACUCACACAGGAGAAAAACACUAUGAGUGUCCAGAUUGUGGGAAAGAUUUUUCUUCGAAAUCUGACCUGGUUAGACAUCAGAGGACUCACACAGGAGAGAAACCAUAUAAAUGUCAUUGUGGGAAAAGUUUUAGUCAGAAUUCCUACCUGGUGCAACACCAGAGGACUCACACAGGAGAGAAACCCUAUGAGUGUCCAGAGUGUGGGAAAGGUUUCAGUCAGCAUUCCAGACUGGUGACACACCAGUGGACUCACACAGGAGAAAAACCCUAUGAGUGUUCGGAUUGUGAGAAAGAUUUCUCUUCGAAAUCUGCCCUGGUGAACCAUCAGAGGACUCACACAGGAGAGAAACCAUAUAAAUGUCGUCACUGUGGGGAAAGUUUUAGUCAGCAUUACUACCUGGUGAAACACCAGAGGACUCACACGGGAGAGAAACUCUAUGAGUGUCCAGAUUGUAGGAAAGAUUUCUCUUGGAAAUGUGACCUGGUUAGACAUCAGAGGACUCACACAGGAGAGAAACCAUAUAAAUGUUGUCAUUGUGGGGAAACUUUUAGUGAAAAUUACUGCCUGGUGAAACACCAGAAGACUCACACGGGAGAGAAACUCUAUGAGUGUCCAUAUUGUGGGAAAGGUUUCUCUUGGAAAUCUCUGAUUAUGCAGGAGAUGAUCCACCCAGUGAAAGUGACACAAAUGUUUGGAGUGCGCACGCACACUAAUAUGGUAAGACACAAGAGGACUCAUGCAGGACAGAAACCCUAUGAGUGUCGAGAUUGUGGGAAAGAUUUCUCUUCGAAAUCUCCCCUGGUGAACCAUCAGAGCACUCACACAGGAGAGAUACUAUAUAAAUGUCAUUGUGGAAAAAGUUUUAGUAGGAAUUACUACCUGGUGAAGCAUCAAAGGACUCACACAGGACAGAAACCAUAUAAAUGUCAUUGUGGGGAAAGUUUCAGUCAGAGUUCCCACCUGGUGACACACCACAGGGCUCACACAGGAGAGAAACCAUAUAAAUGUCAUUGUGGGAAAAGUUUUAGUCAGAAUUACUACCUGGUGACACACCAGAGGACUCAUACGGGAGAGAAACCCUAUGAGUGUCCAGAGUGUGGGAAAAGUUUCAGUCGGAAUUCCAACCUGAUGACACACCAGAGGACUCACACGGGAGAGAAACCCUAUGAGUGUCCAGAGUGUGGGAAAAGUUUCAGUCGGAAUUCCAACCUGGUGACACAACAGAGGACUCACACAGGAGAAAAACACUAUGAGUGUUCAGAUUGUGGGAAACAUUUCUCUUCGAAAUCUGUCCUGGUGAACCAUCAAAGGACUCACAUAGGAGAGAAACCAUAUAAAUGUCAUUGUGGGAAAAGUUUUAGUCAGAAUUCCUACCUGGUGAGACACCAGAGGACUCACAUGGGAGAGAAACCCUAUGAGUGUCCAGAUUGUGGGAAACGUUUCAUUCAACAUUCCAGCCUGGUGACACACCAGAGGACUCACACGGGAGAGAAACCCUAUGAGUGUCCAGAUUGUGGGAAACGUUUCAUUCAACAUUCCAGCCUGGUGACACACCAGAGGACUCACACAGGAGAAAAACACUAUGAGUGUUCGGAU
Protobothrops mucrosquamatus (brown spotted pit viper) is the source of this 3065-nucleotide messenger RNA. Its product is annotated as zinc finger protein 850-like. The record is from RefSeq and is a predicted model, not a curated record. Gene Ontology annotation, biological process: regulation of transcription by RNA polymerase II. The transcript has 3 exons. The annotation marks the transcript as partial. Gene Ontology annotation, molecular function: DNA-binding transcription factor activity, RNA polymerase II-specific; RNA polymerase II cis-regulatory region sequence-specific DNA binding. Lineage: Eukaryota; Metazoa; Chordata; Lepidosauria; Squamata; Viperidae.